CACGUCCACCCCGUCCACUCCUUGUCCAUCUAAAUCCAACCAGGACUUGCAGGUAACCUCCGCUUCUGGUCCUCAUCAUGGCCAGCUACAAUUAUGAUGAGUCGGGCAAUAUGGCUCUCUACUUCAUCAUCACCGUCCUUUCCAUCAUCCUCGUCCCGUUCACGCUUUCGUUCUUGUUCUCUUCGUCUUCUAAACAUGUUAUUACGUCGGGUUGCGAGUGUGGGCCUUGCGUGCGUCAUCGCAAGGAAGCGAAGGGAUCGUCAUUGCGACCGAAAUUAUCCAGAAAAGCCAUAUUCACUGCCCUCGGUUGGGCAGCCCUUGCUUUGCUCUCGUACAAGGUCGCGAACACCGCUAAUGACAGCAAGAUAUAUGACCCAUAUGAGAUCCUCGGGCUCACGAUGGGUGUUACAGAGAAGGAUAUCAAAUCGCACUUCAAGAAGUUGUCCCGAAUUUACCAUCCAGAUAAGGUGAAACUCACGGCGAACGACACUGCCGAGUCUGUCGCUUCACGCUUUGUGGACAUCACCAAGGCCUACAAGUCGUUGACCGACGCGAAUAUCCGCAAAAACUACGAGGAUUACGGCCAUCCUGACGGUAGGCAGGAAAUAACCAUGGGCAUUGCGCUUCCUCGCUGGAUCGUUGAAGCGCAGAAUAACAUCUGGGUGUUGGGCGUCUAUGGAUUACUGUUUGGUGUUUCUCUUCCUAUGCUCGUCGGUCGUUGGUGGUUCGGCAGUCGUCAGAAGACCAAGGACGGCAUUCAUGCUCAGACGGCUUCCCGGUUCUUUAAGUCUCUGACUGAAGCAUCUGGUAUCGAAGACAUAGUUGGCGCACUUGGUAAGGCAGUCGAAUUUGAGCGGCCAGGGAAACCCAGCGGAGUGGCUGAACUGGAAGAAUUGGAGAAGGCCAUUGAGGCAGCUAUAGGCCAGAAGUGGAGGGAUGUUCGCGCGCUUGUGAAGAGUGAGAGCAAAGACGGCCGUUGGCGUGCUUUGGUCCUCAUACAUGCGUACUUGUUGCGUUUGGACGUGAAGGAUUCUGCUUUGAAAAAAGAGCAAGUGGAGAUACUUCUCCAGACUCCGAAUAUCUUGAACGCUUUGCUCAAUAUCAGCAUGGCACGGAACUGGUUUCUGCCGACGCUCGCUGUCAUGCACCUUCAUGCAUAUCUGGCGCAGGCACUUUUCCCUGGCAACGACAAGGCGAAGUAUGUACAGCUACCUGGCAUCAGCGAGGACGAUGUAGAGACACUCCCAGAAGGCGUGUCCACUCUGGAGGACUAUAUACAGGCUCUGGAAGAGAAAGGUGACGAACGUCUACCGGACAUUAAGAAGGCAGCCGCGCGGUGGGGGCGGCUGGAGCUAGUCGAUGCCAGAUUUCAAGUCAUUGGUGAGCGCAUCGUUACGCCGUCUGCGCUCGUCCUCCUGGUUGUCAAACUUCGUAUCUCGCCUCCUACCCAUGGAUCUCUUGUAAAUGGUGCAACGAAGGAUGAGGAAGAGCGCCCACUAUCUGAUACAGAUGCAGCGAAAGACGACGAGUUCCUGAAAAGCCCUCAAGACUAUGAAGAUCUAUCACCUUCCUCACAGGGCAGCGGCUGGGCGCAUGCGCCAUACUGGCCUGGGAACCGUCGACCGGGAUGGUGGAUCGUGAUCGCGGAUGAGAAGAUGAACAAGGUCGUCGUACCGCCGAUGAAGAUCUCAGACAUUCCGUUCUCAGACCCCACGCGAUCGCGCAACUUCCGGUCUUUUAAGCUGCGAUUCCAAGCACCUCCUGGUGUUGGUUUGUUCACUUGGAGGAUCCAUAUCGUGAGCGAUACCCUCAUCGGGGAGGACAUCGUGAAAGCCGUGCAGCUCAAGAUCGACGAUGUGUCGGCGUUGAACGAGGACGAGCAGGAUGCGGAAGAUGAGAUCUCGGAGCCCGAGGAGGAUACGCUGGCAGGGCAGAUGGCAGCUAUGCGCGGUGGGUCGGUCAAAAAGGCUGCGGUGGAGAGCGACGACGAGAGUUCGACGGAUGAUGACAAUGCAGAGAAUAGCGAUAGCAGCAGUGAUAGUGAUUGAAUUCACGCAAAGCUGUUUCUGAAAACCUUGGCUGAAACACCUUUUCUUGUCUUCCCCUCUGAGUCAGUGGUCCCAGUGGGUCAGGUAGUCCAUGAAGCAGGCCUCCCCCCAAUUUUCAGGGGUCGUAUAUUUUCUCAUAUAUUUUUCAUCAUUUUCUCAUAGUAGUAGACCCUUGCCCUCGAUACAGUGGUGGGUAGGAGCCU
Messenger RNA from Heterobasidion irregulare TC 32-1, 2251 nucleotides. RefSeq names its product molecular chaperone, DnaJ superfamily. Gene Ontology annotation, molecular function: transmembrane protein transporter activity; RNA binding. The transcript is spliced from 11 exons. Bases 78 to 2048 code for a protein of 656 amino acids. Gene Ontology annotation, cellular component: Sec62/Sec63 complex. Lineage: Eukaryota; Fungi; Basidiomycota; Agaricomycetes; Russulales; Bondarzewiaceae. Gene Ontology annotation, biological process: SRP-dependent cotranslational protein targeting to membrane; post-translational protein targeting to endoplasmic reticulum membrane. The record is from RefSeq and is a predicted model, not a curated record.